UGGAGGUUUUCUCACCCACACUACAUAGAUGGAGAAUAAAAGGAAUGUGACUGAAUUCAUUUUAAUAGGUCUUACACAGAACCCCAAAAUGCAGAAAGUCAUGUUUGUAGUAUUUUUGGUUCUGUACAUGAUAACACUUUCAGGCAAUCUGCUCAUUGUGGUUGCCAUUACCACCAGCCAGGCUCUGGGCUCCCCCAUGUACUUCUUCCUGACCCACCUUUCUUUGAUAGACACAGUUUAUUCUUCUUCUUCAGCUCCUAAGUUGAUUGUGGAUUCCCUUCAUGAGAAGAAAAUCAUCUCCUUUAAUGGAUGUAUGGCUCAAGCCUAUGCAGAACACAUUUUUGGUGCUACUGAGAUCAUCCUGCUGACAGUGAUGGCCUAUGACCGCUAUGUGGCCAUCUGCAAACCUCUGCACUACACAGCCAUCAUGAGCCACAGUCUGUGCAUUCUCCUUGUGGCAGUUUCCUGGAUGGGAGGAUUUCUCCAUGCAACUAUUCAGAUUCUCUUUACAGUAUGGCUGCCCUUCUGUGGCCCCAAUGUCAUCGACCACUUCAUGUGUGACUUGUACCCUUUGUUAAAACUUGUUUGCAUGGACACUCAUACCCUUGGUCUCUUUGUUGCUUCCAACAGUGGGUUCAUCUGCUUAUUAAACUUCCUUCUCUUGGUGGUAUCCUAUGUGAUCAUCUUGAGAUCUUUAAAGAACUAUAGCUUGGAGGGGAGGCGUAAAGCCCUCUCCACCUGUAUCUCUCACAUCACAGUAGUCGUCUUAUUCUUUGUGCCCUGUAUGUUUGUGUAUCUGCGCCCAGUGACCACUCUGCCCAUUGAUAAAGCUGUUGCAGUAUUUUAUACUAUGGUGGUCCCAAUGUUAAAUCCUUUGAUCUACACACUCAGAAAUGCUGAGGUAAAGAGCGCAAUAAGGAAGCUUUGGAGAAAAAAAUGAUUUCAGGUAAUGAUUAAAUAAGACUGUUGAGCACUCAGCACAGAGGUAAUAGGUAUGUAAACUUCUUGAUUUGUAGAUGAAUAUAUUGACUCUAACAAGGGUUUGGCUGAUGUUGCAGAUAGUCCCUAAAACGUAAAGCAAAAGUUUGGACUUUAAAGCUUACUGUUCUCUUAUUCCAUACUCCUGUCAUCCCCACUAUUGCUUUUUAAUCAGUAUGUAUUCAUCAAUUGCCUGGAAAUUUGAAACAUCUCUAGUUGCUAAAAAGUAUAAAUGUAGAAUAUUACAUUGAUGUUGAAACAAUCUUAUGGUAUAAUGAGCUGUUGGUUACUGCUGAUUAUUGAAAUUUACAUGUUUAAUAAUAUUUCUUUGCUUUGGACUCUGG
Molecule: messenger RNA, 1322 nt
Organism: Sapajus apella (tufted capuchin)
Lineage: Eukaryota; Metazoa; Chordata; Mammalia; Primates; Cebidae
Product: olfactory receptor 4C12
Exons: 1
Coding region: 29-940 (303 amino acids)
Biological process (GO): G protein-coupled receptor signaling pathway
Cellular component (GO): membrane
Molecular function (GO): G protein-coupled receptor activity; olfactory receptor activity
Source: RefSeq, a predicted model, not a curated record